Molecule: messenger RNA, 890 nt
Organism: Saimiri boliviensis boliviensis (Bolivian squirrel monkey)
Lineage: Eukaryota; Metazoa; Chordata; Mammalia; Primates; Cebidae
Gene: HEMK2
Product: HemK methyltransferase 2, ETF1 glutamine and histone H4 lysine
Biological process (GO): methylation
Cellular component (GO): eRF1 methyltransferase complex
Molecular function (GO): S-adenosylmethionine-dependent methyltransferase activity; nucleic acid binding; protein methyltransferase activity
Source: RefSeq, a predicted model, not a curated record
UCGUGGGACGCACUGCAGGAAGAUGGCAGCCCUGAGCUUCCCCACGCCGUUGCACGGACACGUGGGCCGCGGCGCCUUCAGCGACGUGUACGAGCCCGCGGAGGACACGUUCCUGCUUUUGGACGUGCUCGAGGCAGCGGCUGCCGAGCUGGCGGGAGUGGAAAUAUGCCUGGAAGUAGGGGCAGGGUCUGGUGUAGUAUCUGCAUUCCUAGCCUCUAUGAUAGGUCCUCAGGCUUUGUACAUGUGUACUGAUAUCAACCCUGAGGCAGCAGCUUGUACCCUAGAGACAGCACGCUGUAACAGAGUCCACAUUCAACCAGUUAUUACAGAUUUGGUCAAAGGCUUGCUACCAAGAUUGAAGGAAAAAGUUGAUCUUCUGGUGUUUAAUCCCCCCUAUGUAGUGACUCCGCCUGAAGAGGUAGGAAGUCACGGAAUAGAGGCAGCUUGGGCUGGUGGCAGAAAUGGUCGGGAAGUCAUGGACAGGUUUUUUCCCCUGGUUUCAGAUCUCCUUUCACCAAGAGGAUUAUUCUAUUUAGUUACCAUUAAAGAAAACAACCCAGAAGAAAUUUUGAAAAUAAUGAAGACAAAAGGUCUACAAGGAACCACUGCACUUUCUAGACAAGCAGGCCAAGAAACUCUUUCAGUCCUCAAGUUCACCAGGUCCUAGCAUACAAUGUGUGCCCAGAGCCACUGGAAACUGAAGGCAUUUAGCAUAUUUUGAAACUGACGUCAUCCAUUAGUUAACAAGGAAUUUUACCAGAAAUUUCUCAUUAAAACAAGGUACAAAGGUGAAACAUUCCCUUUCACUCUCUAUAGAAUUAUUUGCACAAGUACAAUUAAAUAUGUAUAUUUAUAAUUUGCAUUUUAAAUACAAGAGUUACAUAUAAAAU